GCAGGUCGAGUCCUGUGAUUGGCUGCCCGGAUCCACGUGAUGCCAGGCUGGCGGCGGCGGUUGCCGGGGUGACGAUUGGAGAGGUGGUGGCCGAGCUGACUCGGCGCGUGUUCCCGCGGCGGCGAAGCAGAGAUUUUUGCUGUGAGAAUUAGCAGUAACGGUUCAACAUGGGAGACAUUCUGGCUCAUGAAUCAGAAUUACUUGGACUAGUGAAAGAGUAUUUAGAUUUCGCCGAAUUUGAAGACACCUUGAAAACAUUUUCAAAAGAAUGCAAAAUAAAAGGAAAACCAUUACCUAAAUCAGCAUGUGGCUCUUUAAGGGACUCCAAACCAUUGAUAAUCCAGGACAAGGAGGAACUGGAUGAGAGGAUUUCCUAUUUCAAAACCUACCUGGAGACCAAAGGGGCAGCGCUGAGCCAGACCACGGAGUUCCUCCCUUUCUAUGCGCUGCCGUUUGUUCCCAAGCCUGCGGCGCACCCGUCCUUCAAAGAGCUCUUCCAGGAUUCUUGGUCUCCAGAAUUAAAGCUGAAGUUGGAAAAGUUCCUGGCUUUAAUAUUUAAGGCCAGUAACAUGCCAAAGCUUUUCACAUUAUAUAAGGAGAAUGGACAAAGCAACAAAGACAUGUUGCAGCAGCUCCACCGGCAGCUGGUGGAAGCUGAGCGUCGGUCAAUGACGUACCUGAAACGGUACAAUAAGAUCCAGGCGGACUACCACAACCUCAUCGGAGUCACCGCGGAGCUGGUGGACUCUCUGGAGGCCACAGUCAGUGGCAAGAUGAUCACCCCGGAGUACCUGCAGAGCGUCUGCGUCCGCCUCUUCAGCAACCAGAUGCGGCAGAGCCUGGCGCACAGCGUGGACUUCACGAGGCCCGGCACGGCUUCAACCAUGCUAAGAGCCUCCUUGGCACCUGUGAAGCUGAAGGAUGUCCCAUUACUGCCCUCCUUGGAUUAUGAGAAACUGAAGAAGGAUUUGAUUUGGGGGAGUGACCGCUUGAAAGCCUUCUUGUUGCAGGCUCUGCGCUGGCGCUUGACAACCUCCCACCCUGGAGAGCAGAGGGAGACGGUCCUGCAGGCCUACAUCAGCAAUGACCUCUUGGAUUGUCACAGCCACGGCCAGAGAAGUGUCCUUCAGCUGCUAAACUCAAAGAGUGACGUGGUGCGACAGUACAUGGCCAGGCUCAUCAAUGCGUUUGCAUCUCUGGCAGAAGGUCGCCUCUACCUUGCCCAGAGCACAAAGGUGCUGCGGCUGCUGGAGGAAAGGCUGCGGGAGGAAGACAAGGACGUCAUGACCCGGGAGAAUGUUCUCGGGGCCUUGCAGAAGUUCAGCCUCAGGCGCCCACUGCAGACGGCGAUGAUUCGAGAUGGCCUCAUCUUCUGGCUGAUUGACAUCCUUAAGGAGCCCGACUGCCUGUCCGACUACACGCUGGAGUACUCGGUGGCCUUGCUCAUGAACCUCUGCCUCCGGAGUGCAGGGAAGAACGUGUGCGCCCAGGCGGCCAGCCUCGUGCUCAAAGUUCUCUCGGAUCUGCUCGGCCAUGAAAACCACGAGAUCCAGCCGUAUGUGAAUGGAGCUCUGUACAGCAUCCUUUCAAUCGCAUCCAUUCGUGAGGAAGCAAGAGCAAUGGGCAUGGAAGACAUCCUUCGCUGCUUCAUCCGAGAAGGCAAUGCCGAAAUGAUCCGUCAGAUUGAAUUUAUCAUCAAGCAGCUUAAUUCAGAAGAGCUGCCGGAUGGAGCUCUUGAAUCUGAUGAUGAUGAAGAUGAGGAUGAUGAGGAGGACCACGACACUAUGGAAGCCGAUCUGGACAAAGACGAGCUGAUCCAGCCGCAGCUCGGAGAACUCUCAGGCGAGAAGCUUCUGACCACGGAGUACUUAGGAAUCAUGACCAACACGGGGAAGGCGCGGCGGAAAGGGACGGCGGGCAUGCAGUGGGGUGGCCCUGAGCCCCUGCGCCGGCCCGUCACCCCCGGGGGCCACAGGACCGGGUACCCAGCGCUGGAAGACCGUCCCAUCCCUUCUCAGACGGUGCAACACGCCAGAAAUGGCUGCCUCCCAUCCCUGCCAAACGCCCACCUUCCUGUCUGCAAGGGGGGCAAGCCUGGUGCUUCUGAGCCUUGCAUUUCCUCUUCAUCCGCCGUCGAUGCCAAGCCUGGAGAGUGGUUGCCAGCAGGACGUCAGGGAGAGGCUCGCCUGCCCCCAGCAGGGUCCCCGAGCCAGCCGAGGGAGCUGCCCCGGGCCCUGGACAGUGGCGAGACCACCAGGGAAUUUACAUCAGGCUUCCCCUACAAGCCCCGGGCCCCCCGCACCCCGGAGAUCCUGGACCUGAACCCACCCAAGGCCCGGGCAUCGGCGCUGUCCCCGCAGUUCUCGUGUGGCUCCCAGCAGGUCAGCCGCCCGGGCUCCACAGCCUCCUCCACAAGGAGCCUGCAGAUUGGCCAUUUGACCAACCUCCUCCACUCCCCAGCUGAGCCAGGAUCUUUCUAAAGGGCUUUCCUAAAACUAAGGGGAAAAAAAAGAGAAACCAGACAAAAGAAUGCCAAGUGUCGUUGGAGUUCCCGUGGUGGUGCAGCAGAAAUGAAUCCGACUAGGAACCAUGAGUGUUGCGGGUUCGAUCCCUGGCCUCGCUCAGUGGGUUAAGGAUCUGGCGUUGCCGUGAGCUAUGAUGUAGGCCACAGACACAGCUCAGAUCUGGCGUGGCUGUGGCUAUGGUGUAGGCCGGCAGUUGUAGUUCUGAUUAGACCCCUAGCCUGGGAACUUCCAUAUGCCAUGGUGCAGCCCUAAAAGGACAAAAGACCAAAAAAAAAAAGAAAAUGUCAAGUGUCACAAAGUCAGUCACACUCAGGAUACACGCAGGCCAAUGGCCUGCCACCCCCCCCCUUCCUGGCAGGGCCCCUGAGCUGGAAGUGUGGGUAAUGGGCCAAGGCUGGGAAGCCAGGGGGCCCUCCCUCUGCUCUCAGCGCCUCUGCUGGGAAUCAUACAGCGGAGCCUCCAUCUCCCCGCCCGCAGCGCAGGUCGAGGGUCCAGAGGAAACACCCGCAGACUCGGGGAGAGCUUGGCCAGGAGAGAGCCCGCAGGCCUCCCCAUCCCACCCGGCGUCCGGCUCAAAUACCCACAGGAACAGCACCCGGGGGUGAUGAGCCGGCCACGCCCCGGGCUGGGUGGCAGCAGAUCCCAUCCCUGGGUCCCCACAGACACAGGGGGCCGCUGCCAGCAAAGCUUCUGUGUGCCCACACCAAGCAGGAAGAAGCUUGGGCACCGCAGUCAGGCCCUGGCCGCAGAGCAGGUGACCCAAGGAGCUUCUCUGUGCUCUGUUUGCACAGAGCCUGUUGAAAGGAGGGCUUGUGUGGGACAGAGGGGCUCUGUGCCGAGACCGCCCUGGUGCUGGCAGCUUGCUCGGUUCUUCUCCUCCAGGCAGCCAGUGUCCCAAGAAGUGAGGAUGCAUUCCCUCCCCAGUGUCACCGUCCCCUCGCCCCACGACCAGCCAGCUUCCUGCCCCCGGCCAGCCAGCAGCAGCUGCAGGUGACCACUGUGAAGGGCCAGCUAUCUACAAGCCGCAAGGUGGCUUGAAGAGGACAGCCCUCCAGGGGUCCAGGAGCAGCCCCACCGCAGCCCGGUGACCCUGAGUCCGGCCACGAUCCUUCCUGUCCCCCCCGGCCCCGCUGUGGGGGGCAGCCGAGCCAGACCCCCGGGGCCAACCAUCUCCAUCCUUCUCCGUCCAUCUCGGCAGCUGGUGAGGCAGAGCCCAGGUGAGACAGGACGUUGGCCUCAGGGGAAAGCAACCCUCCUCACCCGGACCAACCACAUGGAAACGGAAGGAAUUUAGAAUAAGGGACACUCAUUCCCAGGCCGGCGGCCUGAGCAGUGGACUUGAUAUUUUUCUCCUCUUUUAAAAUCUUCUAAAAAUAGAGUAGGCUCCCCUCGAUGGCUGGGAAGCCGGCUGUUUCAAAACAGCCCUGUGCUUCUGCACCCGUUUGAAGGGCUCGGAGGGUUGACCAGCUUAGAGCCAUUGCCCUCCCUCCCUCAAGACUAUAAGCGAAGAAAACAGUGCCACUGGCAGCGUGACCGGUUCCCGCUGGGGGAGGCCUGUGUUCCUUGACGAGGGUGACAUCAGUCCCUGAGUCUCAGGGCAGAGGGAGAAACUGCACCUGUGGCGCCAGCAGUGUUCCCCCUGCAGGGAGCAGAGUCUGACCUCUCCUGAAAUGGAAACUUUGAAAUAAAAUUCUCAGUAUUUAGA
Sus scrofa (pig) is the source of this 4230-nucleotide messenger RNA. Lineage: Eukaryota; Metazoa; Chordata; Mammalia; Artiodactyla; Suidae. The record is from RefSeq and is a predicted model, not a curated record.